Exophiala aquamarina CBS 119918 is the source of this 1236-nucleotide messenger RNA. RefSeq lists its product as uncharacterized. The transcript has a single exon. The record is from RefSeq and is a predicted model, not a curated record. Gene Ontology annotation, molecular function: protein binding. The coding region runs from base 1 to 1236 and encodes 411 amino acids. NCBI's taxonomy places the organism in Eukaryota, Fungi, Ascomycota, Eurotiomycetes, Chaetothyriales, Herpotrichiellaceae.
AUGCAUGUCCCGUCUGCAUUGGCAACUUUGGCUGUGCUUGUACGGCGCGGAUAUUCUCCAGCUUCAAUAUUCGUCAGCGCCCACGAAGACGGUUUCGCAAGUGUAGACGUACAAGAGUUGUUCCAGCAGGGCGAAGCUAUUCUGUACUCGGGCGAAAACAACGGUAGUACCUCCACUCCAUGGUCCUAUGAACCAGCUUGUACUCAAGUUCUCGAUAACCUGGGGAGCACUCUCUGCGUCUACACCAGCAAGACAUUUGGAAAUAACAGGGGCAUUUCACUGUUCACAACGCCAACCAUUGCCGAAAAGAUAGCCAUCUCUGCUCCGUUCCACACUUCAGACGCACUGUCCGAUAAUGCCAUCAAUACAUAUGAAUCUAGAUGGUACACAAGCCCAACUCCUGGAAGGGGAUUGGGACUCUUUGCGAAAGCUCCUGUGAGGCGUGGAGAGACGAUAACCGCCAAUACCCCAGUACUAGUUGCGUACACAGAGGGUUUUCUCCCUAAGGCUGAACGAGAAAAGUUCCUCCGUAUCGCCGUCGACCAACUACCGGCUCCAACAAGAGCGUCCUUGCUGGAGUUAUCUAACCUUUACCGUGAUCCUGACAUGUUACUUCAAGGCGUCGUCAGUGGCAACGCUUUCGAUUUGCAAAUUAGUGGUAGGGGACAUCUCGCUAUUUUCCCCGAGGCUGCAAGGAUAAAUCAUGCAUGUUCACCAAAUUCCCUAUUCCGGACGAAUUCUUCCCUACUGUCACAUCAAGUUCUUGCACUCCGCUCUAUCGACAAGGACGAGGAGAUCACCAUCGCGUAUUCCAACCCACUUGAAACCUAUGCAGAACGCCAAAACCAUCUCCGCGACUCAUUCCACUUUACCUGCACGUGCUCACGAUGUUCACGUGGGGAGAUAGCAGAUGGACCAUUGAAGGAGAUUGCUGACUUGCAAGCAGCGCUUUCGGAUUGGACGCCUACUUCUGAAGCCAACGUCAAGAAGGCCGAAAGGCUGAUCAAGAUCUAUCAAGACGAGGGCCUUGAUGGGUACAUCGAUCCUGCCUAUUGUCAUGCUGCACUGACAUACAAUUCUGUUGGAGGCUUGCGAGGGGCACAGAAGUACAUCAAACUGGCACUUGAAGCCAACAAACUUCGACUCGGACCAACAGCAUCAGAUCUUGGUGCUUGCAACGGCAUGGCUGAGAAUCCUCAGGGCCACUGGAGCUGGAGAAUGAGAAAGCCGAUUUGA